AUGGAGCGACAACCAUGUGUUCCCAUCUAUACAGAUACUGAUGCAGUCAGAACUUAUACUCUCACGAGAGCCCUUCCCGCGCCAACUUCAAUUUCGGGUACUAUACAUUCCUCAGACUCUACGGCAACCAGUACUGCGUCAGUUGUCGAAACUUUUACAACAAUUAUCACGCGUCCUGUGGUCUAUGUCACAUGUCCUAUUUCUUCGGCUACUUCGACGACUUCAGCGUCACUCCCCUCUGUGAAUAAAACUGCCUCCACUUUGUCAGAUUUCAUAAGGCCGACCGUUACGCAAACGGUCAUAGUCGCUGUCCCUCCUUCGGGCACUACUAAUCUUACAACUCCAACGCCUUUCAUGACUUUAAGUACUCUCUACCCGACUACAACUGCCAUAUUAACGGGAGCCUUGUACACAACUCACGAAAACACCUCCAAUAUACCGCUUACUCGUUCUCUGGUUGUCUCUACUCCAGAUACAAUUACUGCGGUGUCAGCAAACUCUAGUCGGCCCAUUGUCACACGAACAACUAUCGUCACUGCUGUAUCUAGUGAUGCAACUAGAAGCUUAUCAGUUUCAGCCAUUCCUUCACCAAACGUGACUAUAGUUACUUUAUAUGGUACUAUCACUUCAGUCAGGAUAUUAUCCGCCACGCAUACAUUGUUCACCCCCAGUGCCACUACUCUACCUGUUACUCGUUCUUUGAUCGCAUCUUCAUCCGGGAACACGACUAGCACUGUGUUUAUGAAUUCUACCCGCUCAACCGUGACGAAGACGAUUAUCCUCACCAUACCUACUACAACGCAUGUUUUGUCUAGCUCAUCUACACCCUUGCCGUUAACUCGUUCACUUGUUGUAUCUCCGCCAAAAACGAAUGUCAGCCUGCUUACCGAUUCUUCGGGGCCUACAGUCACGCAGACAGUAAUCGUCAACGCUUCACCUACUAGCCUGUCAACGUCCUUUAUUCCUACACAAAACAUUACAGUGAUAACCUUAUAUGGCACUUUCACGACCACAAAGACGGGGACAGUUACCCAUGCGUCACCGACUGCUACGACUCUUACUCCACUUACGCUCACUCGCUCACUUAUUGUUUCGCCUCCUAACGCAACUGGGGCCCCAUCGCCAACUUCUACCCGACCCAUCCCAACGCGCACAGUUACUGUUGUAGUCCCAUUAAGCGUCACUGUCCCCUCAUUGGCUGCGAUCACCGGUCCUCAAUACACAAUAACUGAUACUACUACCACUACAGUAUUGAUAGGAUCCGUAUCUUUGACAUCGACAGCCAGCUCCACUUUUUCAUCACUCCUACCAUUGACUCGUUCUCUAGUAGCCUUUCCUUCGCCUGCAACGUCGGAAUCAACCUCAAUUUUAACUCUGACCCAUACUACCAUCACUCAUACUAUCAUUGUAAGACCUACACCUACAAUAACAUCGACAUCAACGGUAUUCGUAUCAUUGAGUACACAAUAUGCGACCAUAACCACGAUUAAGAUGGGGACAUUGUCCCCCAUCCAACCGACCUUGGCGACCAAUGCUUCUCCAAUCAUGUACCCGACAAAAGCUUCGAGCACGCUGUCAAUCUCAAAUCUAAGUUCGCAUAUAACCGUGACCAGGACCGUGAUUGUUCCACCACUGCCCACAACCACCAUCUUUACCGCAGUCAGCUUAUCGAGUUCUCCAGCGACAACUUUAGUGCUGACCCGCAGUCUCCUGGCUCCGGUGCCAAAUGUACCUACAACUACUUCAAGGGCUAUUGAAACAGUGACACAGACGGCCUGGUAUGUCCCCGUUCCGACCACGGUUUCGUAUAUUUCCGUCACUACGGCCACCGUGACGGAUGUGUUUACCCUUACCCCGACCCCAACCACUGUCGUUGUGAUAUCGGAGACUACGAAGCUUAGGAAGUCCACCGUUACUGAGGAAGGCGAAACUGUCACUCAAUUAUAUACCGUAUUAAAUCCGACUACGGUGAUAGUGGACCCGACAAAUUCGCAAUUGAGCCUCAGAAAUCAAGGGGCCACAUUAACUCCGAACGCCAACUCGAUUGCUUUGACUACGCCCACACCUACACCUGUUGAAGUAGAAAGUAACCAUGUAAACAAGGGUGCGAUUGCUGGGGGUGUAAUUGGUGGAGUGGUUGGGGUGGCGCUCCUACUUACCGCAUUGAUACUGGCAAUUCGUUGGAGGCGCAAGAAACAGAGUUCUGGGAAUAUGUUGCGCCUCCUUUCACGCGCGGAUUCUCGAAAUCCACUCAUGUCUAAUCAGCCUGGCCAACAACAUCAUGUACAACAUCCGCACCUCGGAGGAAACCUAUUUCCUAAUGGCGCGAAUACACAUAUAAACCCUGGGAUGCACAAUGCACUCGGAUUUCCCGGAGCGUACAAUGCGCAGAUGGGCUUUCAUGCUCCACAGCCGCCGCAACAGGCUUAUGCGAAUAUGGCCAUGAUGGGCAUGGGUGCGCAGAAUGCGCAAGCACAGGCGGCGAGGUUACAAUUGCAGCAAAUCCAGGUCCGACAAGCUCAAGCCCGCGCACAUGCUCAAGCUCAGGCACAGGCCCAAGCGCAAGCUCAAGCGCAAGCUCAGCAAGCACAACAAGCCCAGCAGGUUCAACAGGCUCAACAAGCCCAGCAAGCUCAACAAGCCCAAGCUCAAGCCCAGGCUCAGGCUCAGGCGCAGGCGCAGGCUCAGGCGCAGGCUCAGGCUCAAGCACAGGCUCAAGCACAUGCACAGGCUCAAGCACAAGCACAGGCUCAAGCACAAGCGCAAAGUCAAGCCCAAUUGCAGGCGCAGAACCAGGCCCAACCACAAGGCCAGCAACGACAGCAAAACCAGGCGAUGCUCAAUAAUGGCGCCGGCCCUAGCACUAACUUCGCGCUAACCCCCGCCUCCUCAGAGGUAACACCGGAACAACUCGCCGUAUCGCAGGCGAAGCUCGCAGGUCUCUUGCAGCUGACCGAACAUGCUGGACCAACACAAUCUCUUGCUGUCACUGCGGCGGUUGCUCCACAUCUACCGCAAAUUCUCGCCCUUGCCAAGUCCGGUCACCUUAAUGCACAGCAAUUGGCACAGGCAAGUUGGACAUCGAAACUGGAACUUCCAAAGAGUAACGGAAAACCAAUUCCGAAUCAGCUACAGCGUCAGGUGCAGGGGUCACCUCAGGUUCAGGCCACCGGCAGCUCUUUCCCGAAUAGCCCUGCUAUGAUGAACGCAACCCCACCACAACCGGCCCAACCAUCGCAUCUUCAGAACGUGAAUUCCCAAAGUCCUCACCUGGGGCAGAAUGUGACGUUGAACCAGAAUCUUCAUGGCCAUAUGCAACCGCAUGCUCAAGUACAACAAAACCCGCCCCAGCCAAUGAAUCAUCUCCCGACCCCCCAACAACUACAUCUUCAGUCGCAGCAGCUCCAGGCGGGUCAGAAUCAUUCCCAUUUGAACCAGCCAUCGCAUCUACAACAGCCCCACAUCCAGAACCAGCCCCACAUCCAGGCUCAAACCCAAGGCUCUCCUGCACCCCCAAAUCAAGUAAUCGGAAUCAAGCGCAAAGCUCCGCCUGGUACUCUUACUUUGCCACCAAACGAAUUGGCGCAGCAACCCCAGCAGGCAAACAAUGUGAAUGGUGGCCAAGUAAAUGGCCUCCAACAAGGAGCGCAGGCCAACGGGACGCAAACGAAUGGCGUCAUUCAGGCGAACGGAAUCAACCAGCAGGCGACCGGUGCUCAAGUAAACGGCGUCCAUCAGCAGUCGAAUGGCACAGCUCCUCAGCAAAACGGACAGACGCUACAGCCGGUGAAUAAGCAAGUGCAAGCCGCCAUUUUGGAGCGCGCCAGGACCAUUGCUCGAAGCCAGGGUCGUGCUGACGAGGCCUAUAUACUUAACGUCGCGCGAGCACUCAUGGCCAGGUUUCAGCAGCAACAGCAGGAGCGUAUUCGUGCACAACAGGCUGCUCAAGCACAGGCGCAGGCGCAGGUGGUGGGCAUGCCAGGAGCGAGUCAAUCGCAAAUUCCAGCGCAGGCUCAAUCUCAACCCCCUCAACAGCAACCACAAACUCAACCGCAACAACAGCCACAACCUCAAGCUCCCGUGCAAGUUCCUCAGCAGUCGCAACAACCGCCAACUCUGCCUCAAACCCAGCCAAGUUCAGCUGCGUUAUCAGGCCAGCCUCAAAUCCAACCUCAAACCCCUGUCCAGGUGCCCCAGCCAACGCUCUCUCAACCACAACAGCCACAAGCGGGCCCUUCGACGUUGCAGCCACCACCCUCCGGUCCGAGCUUAUCAGGCAAUGCAGAAGCGCCAGCCACGUCCUCCUCCCAGACUCGAACGACCAGCGAUCCUUCCAUGGCGCAGAUUAAUAAUGUCUCACAGGCCGACGAAGCCAGUUCGACUUUCCAAACAAAUGGCGAGAGUGCACCUGGGACGGUAGCUCCUUCUUCCCCGCAUACUUUGAACGUUACGAAUCCGGGGCCCCAAACGUGGCCGGUUCCCAAAAAUCUGAAAACCUUUGGUUCUUUUCGAAUGGGCGCACGUCCAACGCUCUCCCAGGGUCUUGCUGGAGGCCCAGUUCUGGGCACUCCCAGCCAGCUGCUGCGAUUUGGAGCAGGCGAUGAAGCGCUAGGGCUCGGGAUUGGCGAUGCGGAGGCUGAGGAGAAGGAAGAUGCGGGUGCGAGUGUUGCGGCUAAGAAGGUUGGAUCAAUGAGUGAACCGGGUGUUGGGCAGCCCGGGAAACGAACGAUACAAGACUUGGUUGCUGAGCUGGAUCCCAGGGUGACGGUCGAUUACGAAAUGGAGAGUUAUUUGCUUGCCAGGGCGGACGAAUUCAUAGAUUCCGUAAUGCAUUUUGCUUGUCGGAUAGCGAAACAUCGAGGAUCAGAUCAAGUCGAACCGAGAGAUAUACAAUUGCAUCUUGAGCGUAACCACAAUAUCCGAAUCCCAGGUUUCGCGUCUGAUGAGAUCCGAGGUGCGCUCUCUCGACCGGCCGUCGAAGUAAAGCCCAAGAACGUCGGUGGCACGGAUAAGAGCAAGAAGAAGAAACUCAACCCCGAGGCCGCUGCGAGUUUGCGGACCGCACGAGUUGCGGCUGUGCAGAAUGCCCGUGGGAUGGGUAAGGAUUAG
Molecule: messenger RNA, 5109 nt
Organism: Rhizoctonia solani
Lineage: Eukaryota; Fungi; Basidiomycota; Agaricomycetes; Cantharellales; Ceratobasidiaceae
Product: Transcription initiation factor TFIID subunit A
Exons: 11
Coding region: 1-5109 (1702 amino acids)
Biological process (GO): DNA-templated transcription initiation; RNA polymerase II preinitiation complex assembly
Cellular component (GO): SAGA complex; transcription factor TFIID complex; SLIK (SAGA-like) complex
Molecular function (GO): protein heterodimerization activity; DNA binding; TBP-class protein binding
Source: RefSeq, a predicted model, not a curated record